Molecule: messenger RNA, 935 nt
Organism: Dichomitus squalens LYAD-421 SS1
Lineage: Eukaryota; Fungi; Basidiomycota; Agaricomycetes; Polyporales; Polyporaceae
Product: eukaryotic phosphomannomutase
Exons: 7
Coding region: 54-824 (256 amino acids)
Biological process (GO): GDP-mannose biosynthetic process; protein N-linked glycosylation; mannose metabolic process
Cellular component (GO): cytosol
Molecular function (GO): phosphomannomutase activity
Source: RefSeq, a predicted model, not a curated record
GCCCCUCUUCAUACCUUUCCUUUCGCCGUCAGAUCAUACCCCAUACCCGCGCGAUGGUUUCUGCCGUUUUUGCUGACAGGCCGAUCAAGAAGCUUGUUCUCUUCGAUGUGGACGAUACGCUGACCCGGCCUCGCCAACUGAUAUCUCAGGAGAUGAUGGACCUCCUUCGUGCGUUACGCAAGAAGGUCAUCACCGGCGUCGUCGGCGGGUCCGACUUCGUCAAGGUCUCAGAACAGCUCUCCCUCCCGGGCUCGACCGCGGUGGACGAAUUCGACUAUACGUUUGCGGAGAACGGCCUGACGGCGUUCAAGCUGGGCAAGCAGCUGCCCUCCCAAUCCUUCAUCAAGUUCAUCGGCGAGGAGCGGUACAAGACCCUCGCGAACUUCAUCCUCCACUACAUCGCCGACCUGGACAUCCCCAUCAAGCGGGGCACGUUCAUCGAGUUCCGGAACGGGAUGAUCAACGUUAGUCCGCUUGGCCGCAACGCAACCAUGCAAGAGCGGAACGACUUUGAGGCCUACGACAAGCAACACGGCGUUCGCCAAGCCUUCGUGAACGUGCUCAGGGAGAAGUUCUCAGACUACGGGCUCACCUUCUCGAUUGGGGGCAAGAUCUCCUUUGAUGUCUUCCCCAGCGGGUGGGACAAGACCUACUGUUUGCGGCACGUCGCGGACGAGGAAUUCGAGGAGAUCCACUUCUUUGGAGACAGCACCCACAAGGGCGGCAACGACCACGAGAUUUACUCAGACCCUCGCACGAUUGGGCACUCCGUGAAGGGCCCGGCGGAAACGGCGCAAAUCCUGAAGGAACUUUUCGAACUGUGAGAGGCCGGUUUAGGUAUCGUGGUCACUUGGGUAGAGCACUAUGUCAUCUCGAUUCCCUACUACAUAGACCGUUGUACUUUGGUAGAAUUUGUGGAAUGUCUUCAACGAUGA